Actinia tenebrosa (Australian red waratah sea anemone) is the source of this 1125-nucleotide messenger RNA. RefSeq names its product nicotinamide N-methyltransferase. The record is from RefSeq and is a predicted model, not a curated record. Gene Ontology annotation, molecular function: N-methyltransferase activity. Gene Ontology annotation, cellular component: cytosol. NCBI's taxonomy places the organism in Eukaryota, Metazoa, Cnidaria, Anthozoa, Actiniaria, Actiniidae.
CCAACAGCUCUUUUCUACCUUAAUUAAUAGUUCCUAUUUCUCAGUCAAAAUGGAGACUUUUUGCAAAGACUACAACAAUGAUUUUGACUGUGCUGCUUAUUUAAACACUUACUUUAAAGACCCCAAGAUGGAACCGAGAGUUCUCCAAAAUUUACACAAGUUUUGGAGUCAGGUAAAUAAGAGUGAUCUGAAGGUCUUGGAAUAUGGCGGAGGUCCUAAUAUCUCACGACUUAUCAGUGCUUGUCCUUAUGUCAAAGACUUCGUCUUUUCUGAGUACGCGAAGCAUCUUCGUCAAGCUGUUCAGGCAUGGAUCGAUAAAGACCCAAAGGCAUUCGAUUGGAGGGAUACUUUUGACUUUAUCGUAGGAGAGUUGGAAGGUAAAGGAACAGACGAAGUUGUCAAAAGAGAAGAUGAGUUACGACAAAAGAUACGAGUCAUUGUUCCAUGUGAUAUCAAAUCAGAUAAUAUCCUGGAGAUUCCAGCCAGUCUCGGUGACAAGUACGGUCCACCUUAUGACGUUGUUGCCACGAGUCUUUGCUUAGAAGCAGUGGUAGAAAGCGAGCAAGAAUACAAGGAUACCGUGGCAAAAUUGGCAAAGCUAGUCAAGCCUGGCGGAUAUCUAAUGAUGCAUGCAGUAAUCCGCCAAACCUUCUAUAUGGUCGGAUCAAAAAAGUUCUACUCUUUUUAUUUGACGAAGGAGAUGGUGGAAGAAAGCAUGAAGAAUACUGGGGCGAUAAUCAUGCACAUCGACAUGGCAAGUUCUGAUACAAAAGUCGAUUACUAUCCCUUGGCAGACACGCAGGACGAGAUGUUUAUCUACGGACGCCUGUGAUUUCAACCUUAGGAAAUAAUUAUGAAUAUAAUUUAGAUCUUUUGAAAUCAUGGUGAAAUCACAUGCAAAAUAGACUCCUUUAAACAUGAUUACUAGGUGAUAAUCUAUAAUAUUGUAGAAAGAGUACAACUACUUUACAUAUCAGGGUGUAACAUAAUGUAAGAGUUUGUCUAUUUGAUCGUUAGCGAUGCUUACAUCAAUUACAGCUAAGCUGGUCUCUGUGAUUGUCGUUAUAUAAUUGUAACAAGACAAGCAAUUUAAGUCUCUAACCUAAUAAAGUACUAAUGCACCUA